Pararge aegeria (speckled wood butterfly) is the source of this 2131-nucleotide messenger RNA. RefSeq names its product D(3) dopamine receptor (gene mAChR-C). Gene Ontology annotation, molecular function: G protein-coupled receptor activity. The record is from RefSeq and is a predicted model, not a curated record. The transcript is spliced from 5 exons. Gene Ontology annotation, cellular component: membrane. The coding region runs from base 375 to 1592 and encodes 405 amino acids. NCBI's taxonomy places the organism in Eukaryota, Metazoa, Arthropoda, Insecta, Lepidoptera, Nymphalidae. Gene Ontology annotation, biological process: G protein-coupled receptor signaling pathway.
UGCGCUGUGGUCUUCGCGCAGAGCCUUCGCUACCAACCGUAAAUAAAAAAAAGUGAAAAAAGUUCGAGUGUUACCGCAGUGUCAUUGAAUUCUAUGCAAGUGUUGUAUGAUCUAGGAUCCAUUGUGAUGGUUGAUUGUUUUGGCGGGAAGCGCAUUGGUUUCACGGUGUUGGGACAAAUGGCAUUGCUAAGGUGCUGUAAACAUCGAAAAUGAGACUGUUCUCGCUAAAAAUGUUAAUCGAGACCGUAGUAAUAAAUGUGAGUGCUCACGAAACGCGAGUGAUGUUGAAACUUAAGACAAUGUGCGUGUAAGGUUCGACCACGACGUCGAAUCAGUCGUUGUGGGGGUCGCAGGGGACCGCGCCCCGCGAUGGAAUGGACGUUGUUCUGGGGAACGCCAGCGAGGAGUGGGCCGACCAGUGGAACUCAACGAGGGGGCCGGAACACCCGGACCUCUACAACUACUGGGCAUGGAGCAUCGUGGACGGCGCGCUGAUGUUGCUCAUCGUCAGCGGCAACACCCUGACGAUCCUUGCCGUGACCAUGAGCCGCCGCCUGUCCUCCCUCGUAUCCAACCAGUUCGUGCUCAACCUGGCCAUAUCCGACCUGAUGGUGGGUCUCACUCUGCCCUACCAUCUCGUGUUCUACAUAGACGACGACUUCGGCCAGAUCAAAUGGUCUUGCCUGAUGAGGUUCAUACUCAUAAUACUCGCGUGCCUAGCAUCCAUUUACAACAUCAUCGCAAUCGCUGUAGACAGGUACAUAGCAAUAGUGCAUCCGCUACACUACAGCCGCUAUAUGACUAAGGUGAUAACGCGGCUGCUAAUGAGCGCAACCUGGUCUGUAGCGGUGUGCAUUAGCUGCAUACCGAUGUUCUGGAACGAUUGGGAAGAAGGCGUUGCUUGCGAGAUGAACGUGGUGGUGCCAAAGAAGUACACGACCAGCAUCCUGGCGCCCAUGUUUUCUCUCAUCUGGAUGGUGAUGUUCAUUCUGUAUUGGCGGAUAUGGCGCGAGGCUACGUGCCACGCGCGCCGUAUGCGCGCCAACACCUGCUGCCCCACCAGUGCUAACGAUUGGAAGAGCAUACAGGUGGUUCUGCUCGUCUUAGGUUCAUUUUCGAUCUGCUGGAUGCCUUUCGUCGUGGUAGCCUGCGCUCAGACCCUGCCUAUCGAACCUCUGCACAACCCAAUCGUUUACCGGCUAACUUCAUCACUCGCUAUGUCUAACUCUGGCAUUAACCCUUUGAUUUACGCAUGGAAGAACGCUGGGUUUAGGGCUGCAUUCGCAAAACUGCUGCGAUGCAAAAAGCCAGACACUUCGGAGUACAGAGGAUCGCCUGCACCGGAGAGGAAGCGUGGUUCUGUGGCUUUACGCGAAGGAUCCAUCACUCGGACACCGACCGGACUAUCCACUUUAGGAGGAAGACCAGCUCGCCUGAUUUACGUUGAACGCGAAACUGACACAGCCAGGUGUCGCAUCAUUGAAAACGCUGGUUAUGUAGAGCAGGAAAGGGGUGAUGCCAACCCUUCCUACGCCCCGGACGGACCUACGCCUGUCCACAGGCCGACAUCGCAAGCGCCUGACGUAGUGUAGUGCAACAAAGUUACCAUAAACGAUAAACGUUCAGUGGGAAACGUGAAACGCUUCUAGAGUUUAAAGUUGUUAGUGCGUAGGUACCCCGUCGCAUUUAAAGUAUAGUUGCGCUGAGCCAAGCUCGUAGCUGAACUCAUAUGAGAAAACCUUGCAAUGCAAAUUGCUUUGGAAUAUACAUUCCUGCAGCUCACACACGGCGAAAUUCGUCAAAACUAGUUUUUAACUGUGACGCAAACGGAUAUAUAUAUCCCAACGCAAUAACUAAUGUUCCUAGUUUUAAACUUCGAAUUCUUCCAUACAUCAACAGUCCAGACCACCAUAUACCAUAGCAGAAACUUUAUUUUUAUUAACUUAUAUCGUUAGUAUGGAAUGCACCACUUUAAAGCAAAGACCAGUUCAUCGAAGCACCAAAGAUUCCGAGAUAUGCUAUCUCGUGCUAAGGUUACUGAAAUACCGGUGUUAAAGGCGCCCGUUGAACGUCUUACUGAAACCGUGACUAUGUCGUCUCUACUAGUUACUGUGAAAAUAAACCUAUACUA